AUGGGCUGGGCUGUACCUGGGCUGGGCUCUGCCCCAGAAUUCCAAGGCUUUGUGCUGUGUCCCGGCCUGCAGGGGUGUGACAAACAGUUCUUCAACGCCUCGCUGCAGUUCGAAAACAUGGACCAUCUGCUGGACUUCAUCAACAGUAAUACAUCCAAGCUGGGCAUCACUGUGGAGUACGCCACGCUGGCCGAGUACUUCGGUGCCUUGCACGAUACCAAUGUCACCUGGCACGUCCGUGAUCACCCAGACUUCCUGCCCUAUUCCUCAGGUCCAUUUCAGGCCUGGACCGGUUUCUACACGUCCCGCAGCAGGCUCAAGAGGCUGGCAAGGCGAGCCAGCGCUCUGUUGUACGCCGGGGAGUCCAUGUUCACACGCUCCGUGUGGCCGGCCCCCCACCAGCACCUGGACCUGGACUGGGCCCUGAAACAGCUCAAGCAGCUCCGCUGGGCGGUCUCCGAGGCUCAGCACCACCACGCCAUCACUGGGACUGAGACCCCCAAGGUGAGAGACACGUACGUGAAGAAUCUGCGGUCAGGGAUGCAGGGUGUGCGCAAACUGAUGGCCUCCAUCGUCCAGGAUAGGACCCCUGCCUUCACAGACCCAGGAGCUGGGGGACACGUUGCCGUGGUCUACAACCCCCUGGCCUGGACGGUCACCACCCUUGUCCCCCUGACUGUGGGCUUCUCCAGGGUCAACGUCACAGACGAGUCCGGCCGGCCAGUGACUGCACAGGUCCAGGAAUCAAAGGAGAAGCAACCUGCUUACAACUUGCAUGUGCUGACCACAAUCCCAGGCCUCAGUUACCGACACUACAGCAUCACGCGCACCCGGGGGACCCAAGUAGACACCAAGCCAUUGGGUGCCAGUCUGGCUAGAACCUCCAACUUUGGCCGCAAGACAGAGACACAUGCUGGUGCAGGGGGCAGGCACCUAAUUCGUGUGGAGAAUGACUGUUACACUGUGUUCUUGGACCGGGACACUAACCUGAUGCACAGCAUCUUGGAGAGAGAGAGUAACCGCACAGUGCGGGUGACCCAGGAGUUCAUGGAGUACCGUGUCAACGGUAAUUUGAGAUACGGCCCUAUAUCUGAUAACUUUGUGUUUAUCCCAACCGACACCGCGAGGCGCCCAUGGAAAAGUGUGGGGAUGCAGAUUGUGUCAGGAAAGCUCAUGACGGAGAUCCGGCAGUUCUUCUACAGGAAGGUGAGGGACAGGAAUCACACAUACGCCAUCUACUCGCGGCUCGCCCACGUGCCAGUCGGCCAUGGUGGGGAGCUGCUCUGCCGUCGCAUCGAGCAGGAGUACCGGGUGGGCCCCUUGGAGCUGAACUGCGAGGCCAUCCUGAGGACCAGCACCAGUCUCCACAACCGACAGGUCCUCUACUCGGACAGCAACGGCUACCAGAUGCAGCGGAGACUCUUCCGGGAACACACGAGCAACAGCAUCGCUCGGAAUUACUACCCCAUGGUUCAGUCCGCCUUCAUCGAGGACGGCCGAAGCAGGCUGGUGCUGCUGUCUGAGCAGGCACAUGGCGUCUCCAGCCAAGGGAACGGGCAGGUGGAGGUCAUGCUCCAUCGCCGGCUGUGGAACAACUUUGACUGGGCUCUGGAAUACGACCUCACACUGAACGACACCUCCGUUGUCCACCCUGUGCUCUGGUUCCUGUUGGGACCCCGGCCGCUCACCUCGGGCCUGCGCCAGAGGAGUGGGCUGUUGCUGCAGCACAGACCCCUAGUGCUGUUAAGAGAGCUGAAUGAGACCGCCCAGAAUCUCCCAGGCCCCCAGCAGCAAGAAGCCGUGACCCUGCCCCCAAGUCUUCACCUGCAGAUCCUGAGCAUCCCAGGCUGGAACUACAGCUCCAACCACACAGAGCACCUGCAGAGCCUCCAGAAAGGAACCCGCACCCCAGCCCCAGCCUUCCCCAGGAGGGGCGCCGAGUGCAGUGUCAAGGCUCUGGGUGACCAGCCGUACCUGCGCCCCUGA
Molecule: messenger RNA, 1986 nt
Organism: Leptonychotes weddellii (Weddell seal)
Lineage: Eukaryota; Metazoa; Chordata; Mammalia; Carnivora; Phocidae
Source: RefSeq, a predicted model, not a curated record